Coccinella septempunctata (seven-spotted ladybird) is the source of this 2561-nucleotide messenger RNA. RefSeq lists its product as uncharacterized. The transcript has a single exon. Bases 979 to 1911 code for a protein of 310 amino acids. Gene Ontology annotation, biological process: DNA integration. Lineage: Eukaryota; Metazoa; Arthropoda; Insecta; Coleoptera; Coccinellidae. Gene Ontology annotation, molecular function: nucleic acid binding. The record is from RefSeq and is a predicted model, not a curated record.
AGUAGCCCCACUGAAGAAAAUUUGUAUACCGCGAUUGGAACUGUGCGGAGCGGUUUUGUUAGCCAAGUUGAUAACAUUUGUACUUAAGCUUUUGUCUGAUAAAUUCACCUUUUCGAAUGUUUAUGCCUGGAGUGAUUCGAAUGUAGUUUUAGCAUGGCUUCGUUCACCUUCUUAUCGAUGGAAGAAUUUUGUGGCCAAUAGGGUCGCCUAUAUACAAGACAAAAUUCCAUAUGUGCAUUGGAGUUAUGUUAAUUCCGAUCAAAACCCCGCCGAUCUCGGUAGCCGCGGUCUUUUUCCCUCAGAAAUCGUGAACAAUGAAUUUUGGUUGAAGGGUCCGAAAUUUUUGUGGAACUCGACCAGCCAGGAUUCUUUAUCUAAAGAACCUUCGGAAGUUUUCCUUUCAGAGGAUGUUACUCGCGAAGAAAGAAACCUUUCUUUGUUUACUACACAGCAAGUUGACAAUGUUUGUGAACACCUUUUGAAAGCAUAUUCUAAUUUUUCGAAUGUAUUGCGAAUUUGUGCGUAUGUUUUGCGGUUCGUUCAUAAUGUCUGUCAUCCACUAGAGAAACGCUCUGGGUCUUUGACUGUGCAAGAGCUUCACUCUUCAUUGAUAAUUCUAGCUAAAUAUACGCAACAGAUAGCCUUUGACGCUGAGAUUUCGGGGAAGAAGUUUUCAAAACCCCUGAGAAAACCGAAUGUCUUCAAGGAUUUCGAUGACCUUCUACGGGUAGGUGGUCGUUUGAAACAUGCGGAUAUAAAUUAUCAUGCUAAACACCCGAUACUUUUACCAAGAAGUAGUUUAUUGACCAGCCAUCUUAUUAAACAUUAUCAUGAAAAGUACUUUCAUGUUGGUCCGCGUCAGCUCCAUUUCUUACUACUUCAACAAUUUUGGAUAUUAUCCCCCGACGUGCAAUAAAUUCGGUUUUGUCGAAGUGUGUUAGGUGUUUUAGAGUGAAGCCAGUCGCUUAUCAACCCCCUAUGGGAAAUCUACCUAAAUCAAGGUUUUCCACUAUAAAAGCGUUUCUACAUUGUGGAUGUGAUUACGCUGGUCCAUUUACAAUUGCGCCAAUGAGAAAAUAUCGAGGACAAAAAACUUCAAAAGCUUAUAUUUGUCUUUUUGUCUGUCACUCAACGAAGGCCGUUCAUUUGGAACUGGCUAAUGAUCUCUCCUAUGAGUCUUUUUUAGCUGCUCUUCAGAGAUUUAUCGCACGAAGAGGUCGUUGCACAGAUCUUUAUUGUGACAAUGGCACUAAUUUCGUUGGAACCAAUCGCGAAUUGAUAAAGUUGAUGAAAAUCGCUGCUGAAAGGGAGGUUAUCAGAUUUCAUUUCAACCCACCGUCAGGAAGUCAUUUCGGAGGUCUAUUUGAGGCUGCGGUAAAAUCGGUAAAAUCCCAUUUCUAUAGGGUAAUUGGAUCGCAAAUACUGACGUUUGAGGAAUUCUAUACGCUACUCACCCUAAUCGAAUCUGUUUUAAAUUCAAGGCCCUUAUGCGCCACAAGUUCUGAUCCUGACGAUUUAAACUGUCUUACUCCAGGUCAUUUCCUAACCCUGGAACCACUUACUGCUAUACCUAUACCAGAUCUCACUGAUCAACCUCUAAAUCGGUUAUCUCGUUGGCAACUUUUGCAAAGCCUUCAUCAACAUUUUUGGGCUAGAUGGCGGAACGAGUAUCUUCACUCAUUGCAACAAAGGGUUAAAUGGUGCGAUAUUUCUACGCCUGCUCUCAUUGGUCAACUGGUUGUAAUUAAGACGGAUAAGGUGCCCCCUAAUCAAUGGCGUCUUGGUCGUAUAACUACACUCUUCCCGGGUAGUGACGGUGUUGCGCGGGUUGCUCGAGUUAAAACACAAGACGGGACCUUUACGCGUCCAUUGGUAAAACUUUGCCCCUUGCCGGUGUGCGAUGGGUCCUAGCUCUCUAAUAAAUAUGUAUUAGAUCCAAUUUUUGUUUUUCUUUUUUGUCAUAUUGCUUCUUUAAAAUAAGUUUACGUAUCAGAUGAUAUUAUGUAUAUUCUUCUCCCGAUAAUUCAGCACAAGAGUUUGCACAAUUUCUCAAUUGAUUAAAUUAUUUUUUUUUAUUAUGAAAAAAUGCUAUGGCAUUUUUUGGGGGGCAGGAAAUGUUGCCGUAAUAUUUAGCUUUUACUUUUGAUUUAGAUUAUUAUAAACUUGUGUACACUAGAUUGACCAGAAGAUCGCCAGUUGAACGGCAUCUAAAAGACUUCAUCUGGACACAUUGUGUGUGAUCGAGUUCAGUUCGAAAUAUAUCUCUAGAUUCGAAAAAUGCUAAACUUUAUUUUCGCUAAUAAUCGCCUUCUUUCUAAAAUAUUUUACGCUGUGGAACGCUUAUUCACUUUUCAUCAUCUUCGCCUUGUUUUGGUCGAAGAAGUGUUGUGAAGGAAGACCACAAGAGGAUUCAGUCUGCUGGAGAAAACCCACCAAAGAGAGCUCUCAGGUGUGUGAGGAGGAUCCUGUGGUGAGUCUGAGUCUUCUAGUGUACCUUGAUUUCAGUUUUUUCCAUAAUUUAAUUUUCUUUUGAUAUACAGUCCAUUGUUCUUAACAUUUAA